AAAUUAAACAUGGGUCGUUCAGCAAUACUACCAUUACUCUCAUUACUUUCCCUUCUUGUGCUUCUUUCCCUCGCUUCACAAGCCUCUGCUUCUUCCUCUCCUUCUUCCUCUCGCAAUACUUUCAUCCGUUGCCUGGUAAACCAUUCCGAACCCUCUCACCCCAUAACCUCAGCCAUUUUCAUCCCGAGCAAUGCCUCUUUCUCCUCCGUUCUAGAAGCCUACAUCAGAAACCUCCGUUUCAACAACUCCGAUACCCGAAAACCAUACCUUAUACUUACCGCCUUACAUGUCUCCCACGUCCAGGCCGCCGUUAUAUGUGCUCAAAAGCACAACCUGCUCAUGAAAAUCCGAAGCGGAGGUCACGAUUAUGAGGGUGUCUCCUACAGAGCUCAGCUCCCCUUCUUCAUCCUUGACAUGUUCAAUCUCCGAUCCAUCCAGGUUGACAUAGACAGCGAGACGGCUUCCGUUCAAGCCGGAGCGAUUCUCGGUGAAGUCUACUACAGAAUCGCUGAGAAGAGUAAAACCCAUGGCUUCCCUGCUGGGGUUUGUCCCACGGUUGGUGUGGGAGGACAUAUAAGUGGUGGUGGGUACGGGAAUAUGAUGAGAAAAUAUGGUCUCUCGGUGGAUCAAGUCAUUGAUGCACAGAUAGUGGACGUUCAUGGAAGAUUACUCGAUAGAAAAUCUAUGGGUGAAGAUCUAUUCUGGGCCAUUAGAGGUGGCGGGGGAGCCAGCUUUGGAGUUGUGGUAUCCUACACAUUGAAGCUGGUUCGAGUCCCGGAGGUGGUCACCGUUUUCCAAGUUGCUAGGACCCUGGAGCAGAAUGCCACAGAGAUACUGCACAAGUGGCAGCAUGUUGCCCCUAGUAUUGAUAAUGACCUUUUCAUUAGGGCUAUCAUCGACGUGGUCAAUGGUACUGAAAAUGGGACAAAGACUGUGAGGGUCACCUUCAUAGCCUUGUUCCUUGGUGACUCCAAAAGGCUUCUUUCUAUCAUGAACGAGAGCUUUCCUGAAUUGGGUUUGAAGCAAUCAGAUUGCAUAGAAACGAGCUGGCUUCAAUCGGUGUUGUUUUGGACAAACAUUAAUAUUACAGAACCGGCUGAGAUUUUACUUGAUAGGACGCCUCAGUCACUGAAUUACUUGAAAAGGAAGUCUGACUAUGUGAAGGAACCUAUUCCGAAACAAGGUUUGGAGGGGAUAUGGAAGAAGAUGAUAGAAUUGGAGGACACAAUUCUAUAUUUCAAUCCUUAUGGCGGACGAAUGGCUGAAAUUCCGGCCUCCGCAACCGCUUUCCCUCAUCGUGCUGGGAAUUUGUGGAAGGUGCAAUAUCAAGCGAACUGGAAUGAGGCUGGGAAAGAGGUAGCAGAUCCCUACAUAGAGCUGACAAGAAAACUUCACAAGCACAUGACUCCGUUUGUGUCCAAGAACCCUAGAGGAGCAUUCUUCAACUAUAAGGAUCUUGACCUGGGCAUCAACCACAACGGUAAGAACAGCUACCAAGAAGGCAGAGUUUAUGGGGUGGAGUAUUUCGAGGACAACUUCGACAGGUUGGUUCGAAUUAAGACCGACGUUGAUCCUUCCAACUUCUUUCGAAACGAACAAAGCAUCCCUACCCUGCCCCCAAAUCGCAAGGGAUAGAUCAUAGACACACCACCCCGCCAGUUAAUUAUUUAAAUUGGCUAGCUCAUAUACGCAAACUAGACUAGUUCAGAUUGGACUGCUUUGUUUGUCUGGAUUGAUUGGCUUCUUUUCA
Neltuma alba is the source of this 1750-nucleotide messenger RNA. RefSeq names its product berberine bridge enzyme-like 8. Bases 10 to 1635 code for a protein of 541 amino acids. The transcript is spliced from 2 exons. The record is from RefSeq and is a predicted model, not a curated record. Gene Ontology annotation, molecular function: FAD binding; oxidoreductase activity. NCBI's taxonomy places the organism in Eukaryota, Viridiplantae, Streptophyta, Magnoliopsida, Fabales, Fabaceae.